Messenger RNA from Myotis myotis, 2060 nucleotides. RefSeq names its product nuclear factor, interleukin 3 regulated (gene NFIL3). Bases 393 to 1766 code for a protein of 457 amino acids. Gene Ontology annotation, biological process: circadian rhythm; regulation of DNA-templated transcription; DNA-templated transcription. Gene Ontology annotation, molecular function: DNA binding; DNA-binding transcription factor activity. NCBI's taxonomy places the organism in Eukaryota, Metazoa, Chordata, Mammalia, Chiroptera, Vespertilionidae. Gene Ontology annotation, cellular component: nucleus. The transcript is spliced from 2 exons. The record is from RefSeq and is a predicted model, not a curated record.
UCACGGCGGGGCUGGCGGGCGGCGACGUAGCGCGGCGCUCGGAACUGACCUACUAACACACAUCUCCCGGCGCGGCCACGGCGCCCGCGGACCCGCGCGCCACCCGCCUCCCGAGCCGCGCCCUCGCCUCCGCCCGGAGCCCGGCCCCAGCCCGAGCCCAAGCGCCGCCGGGCCCGCUCCCGGCCCCCGUUCCUUCUCCCCGCCGCCCUGCUCGCCGGCCCGAGAGCAGGAACACGGUCACCUAGAAGACCCCACUCCACUCGGCGGGAGAGCAGGAGACUGUCCCGGGCAGGGCAGGCAGACAGGAGGAGGGACAUGGAUGGAUGUUGAGGCGCGGGCCGCACAGCAUUUGAGAGCGCCGGGGACGGCGGCACCGCGAGGGCGCGCCUCCCAUGCAGCUGAGGAAGAUGCAGGCCGUCAAGAAGGAGCAGGCCUCGCUGGACCCCGGCUGCAGCGCGGACAAGGUGAUGGUGCUCAGUUCGGCCUUAACUGACGUCUCCGAAGACUUGUCGACAGGAGAGGAGCUGCUUCUGGGUGAAGGGAGUGUGGGGAAAGGCAAGUCCUCCGCGUGCCGGCGGAAGCGGGAGUUCAUCCCCGAUGAAAAGAAAGACGCCAUGUAUUGGGAGAAAAGGCGGAAGAAUAACGAAGCUGCCAAGAGGUCCCGGGAGAAGCGCCGGCUGAAUGACCUGGUGCUGGAGAACAAACUAAUUGCACUGGGAGAAGAAAACGCCACUUUGAAAGCUGAACUGCUUUCCCUAAAAUUGAAGUUUGGUUUAAUUAGCUCCACAGCGUAUGCCCAAGAGAUCCAGAAGCUCAGGAAUUCCGCGGCCGUCUACUUCCAAGACUACCCGGCCGCGGCGCCCGGCGGGGCCUUCGCGGACGAGCCGGCGGCCAGCAGCUGCAUCUCGGUCAUCAGGCACUCGCCGCCGGGCGCGCGGGCCGAGGGCGCCGAGGGCUCCCUGGAGCCGGCGCGGGAGGGCGCGCAGAGCCGGAGCGGCUGCCCGAGUCCUGCCGGCAAGCUGCAGGCCAUCAAGCAGGAGCCGGUGGAACUGGAGGGCUACGCCCGGGAGCCCCGGGACGACCCCGGCGCCUACCGGGCGGCCGCGUAUCAGAACUACGUGGGCAGCUCUUUCCCUGCCUACUCACACUCCCCGCCUCUCCUGCCGGCCAGCCGGUCCUCCAGCAACUCCCCGAGAACGUCGGAAACCGAUGAUGGUGCCGUGGGAAAGUCCUCGGACGGAGAAGAUGAGCAGCAGGUUCCCAAAGGCCCGAUGCACUCGCCCCUCGAGCUGCAGCAUGGACAUGCCACGGUGGUUAAAGUCCCGGAAGCGAACUCCUCUGCUUUGCCACACAAGCUCCGCAUUAAAGCCAAAGCCAUGCAGAUCAAAGUAGAGGCGCUCGACACUGACUUUGAGGCCACUCACAAACUUCCCUCGGCCGUUGGCACGACGGCCAAGAGGCAUUUCGGACUGGAGAAGCUCAGUGCCCCAAGUGCGGGCCAUCCCCCCCUCACUCCUUUCUCAGUGCAGGUGACUAACAUCCAAGACUGGUCUCUCCGGUCGGAACACUGGCAUCAGAAAGAACUUACGGGCAAAACUCAGAACAGUUUCAAGACUGGAGUUGCUGAAAUGAAAGACAAUGGCUACAAAGUGCCCGACCCAGAGAACUUGUUUUUGAAGCAGGGCAUCGCAAACCUGUCUGCAGAGGUGGUCUCGCUGAAGAGACUUAUCGCCGCACACCAGAUCUCUGCGUCCGACUCGGGGUGAAUUACUACUGACCAGCCUCUCCCGGGGGGCGCCACUGGCCGCCAUGCGUGCGUUUUGUGUCAGGCUGCGUUUCACUGGACCUGUGAUGUCAUUUCACUGUACUGUUCACACAUUGUCUGUCAGGUCUCUUUUUCUGCACAAAUUAUUAUGAAGAUUAGAUUGUGUUAUCACCCUGCCUUGUGUAUAGUCAAAUAGUCCAUGAAAAGACUGUAUAUACUGAACAUUAUUUUUUUUGUUCUAUUAGAAAGUGUGGAAGUUACCAGUUUCAAUAAAGGAUUGGUGACAAACACAGAA